ACAAUGUUUACAUCAGAAAAAUGUUUGGACCACGUCAGUCGGAUUAAGAACGCGAGAAAAAAAAGACAAGGGAGAUAAAGAUAGAUGAGAAGAUACGUACGGCGAAAAACGAGGCGUUCUUCGGCUAGUACUAAAGAGGACGUUGCAAACAGAGGAGCGUUACAAAGUAGAAAUAUUGUGAAAGCGAACGGCAAAGAGUGGUAGAAAAUUUACGAGUUUCACUACAAUGGCGGAUAACAAUGACGAAGUGUUAGAAGAAUGUGUUAACGAGGAAUGUUCUGUUGACGAAGUGGAUUCUAACGACGAAGUGGAUUCUAACAACGAAGUGAAUUCCAACGACGAAGUGGAUUCUAACAACGAAGUGGAUUCUAACAACGAAGUGGAUGCUAACGACGAAGUGGAUGCUAACGACGAAGUGGAUGCUAACGACGAAGUGGAUGCUAACGACGAAGUGGAUGCUAACGACGAAGUGGAUGCUAACGAAGAAGUGGAUGCUAACGACGAAGUGGAUGCUAACGACGAAGCGGAUGCUAACGACGAAGCGGAUGCUAACGUCGAAGCGGAUGCUAACGACGAAGCGGAUGCUAACGUCGAAGUGAAUUCUAACGACGAAGUGGAUUCUAACGGCGAAGAAUAUUCUGAUGACGAAUUUUCUAAUGUUGAAGAAAACGAGAACGAAGAGGGACGAGGGCGCCGGAACAGAAGGGCCAUAAUCGACCCACCGCUAAGAAGGCGGAUGUUCCUUGAUCAUAACGGAAAACUUAGGGAGCCCUUUCGUAUACGACAGAAAAGAUCAUAAUAAUAAUUAUAUAAAUUUCUUUAUGUCACCCGAAUCGAUCAACCAAAUAAAUUACAAUAAAAUGUAUAACACAUAGUUACAGUUUAAAUAUAUUAACAAACUUUUUGAAUUAUUAUUAA
Messenger RNA from Bombus terrestris (buff-tailed bumblebee), 918 nucleotides. Its product is annotated as 101 kDa malaria antigen-like. Lineage: Eukaryota; Metazoa; Arthropoda; Insecta; Hymenoptera; Apidae. Bases 227 to 799 code for a protein of 190 amino acids. The transcript is spliced from 2 exons. The record is from RefSeq and is a predicted model, not a curated record.